UGUCGGAGGUGAUACCGCCCUCCUCCUCCUCCUCCUCCUCCUCCUCCUCCUCCUGCUGAUCCUGCUGCCAAACCGACCGCCUCGCUUCCACCGUGAAACAGGAGCCGGUGACCGGGAGCCACCGGAGCGGGAUGUAUCGAUCUGUUUGGUUGUAGUGCUUCCUCUCCGGCGGGUCCUCCAUGCGUCAGCGCCGGGAAUGGAUCAGGAAUCCGGUGUGGCGUCUGCGGGGAGUUUCAUCUCCCUGAGCGAGCACGAGCAGAGGUAUUACUCAGGUCUCCACAGCCGGUGCCAGGCGGACUCCUCAGGGGCUCUGUCGUCCAGCAAAGUGGCGGAGCUGUUCAAGGCGUCUCAGCUGCCUCCUGAAGCCCUGCAUAAAGUGACUGAGGUGUGCGGAGCGAAGCGUCUGGGCUAUUUCGGUACUCCUCAGUUCUUUGUGGCCCUGAAGCUGCUCGCGGCCGCCCAGUCCGGUCUGCCCGUCCACCUGGAGAGCGUAACCACCAAUCUACCUCUGCCCAGAUUCGCUGGGCUGAAGAAUGAACCAGAGAUGCGAUACUCGGCCGUCCCUCCGAGCGUAGACGUUCAGGGAGCUCAGUGUGGGACUGCAGCUGUCCCCGUCUCCUGGACUCCAGCAGACAGGAGCACCUUCAGACACCUGGAGGCCAACAUGGAGAGGAAGGAACCUUGGUCUCCACCACGAUCACCGUGCACGUCACCACCUCGCUCCCCGCUGACCUACCGCAGCUACCCGUACGCCAAGCAGAGGAACGGGGCUGACUCGCAGAUCGCAUAUGAAAGCAAACAUUCCUCCCGGCCGGUCGUUCAGCUGGAGCAGCAUUCCUCGCCCAGUAACUACGGGACCAAAGCCGCUGUGGAGCAUCCUGCUAUGGCUCGGGCGUCCUCAUCAGAGCGGCUGGACCAGCAGGGAGGAGCAGACUACUCUGACGAUGACCCCUGGAGGAUCACGGAGGAGCAGCUGGAGUAUUACACCAAUCAGUUCAAGAGCCUGCAGCCUGACCUGGGGGCUCUCAUCCUGGGAACCAUUGCAAAGAACUUCUUCACAAAAUCCAAGCUCCCCAUACCUGAACUCUCCCACAUUUGGGAGCUAAGCGAUGUGGACAGAGACGGAGCUCUCACUUUCUCUGAGUUCUGCACAGCGUUUCACUUGAUCGUAGCGCGUAAGAACGGCUACCCGCUCCCAGAGAGCCUUCCCCCGACGCUGCGUCCAGGCUUCAUGCAGCAGGAAGAGGACAUACCGGACACUCCCGAGAGUGCAGAGCCUCUUAUUGUCUUUGAGGAUGCUGAAGUGAGGCCCGGUCACAUGGAUCGCAGCAUUAUAGAGAGGCUGCAGCCAAGCCUGACUGCAACAAAACAGGAGCUGAGAGAGGAAUCAUGUGAACAAGAAGCCGGUGUGAAGAGGGUGACAACGUCUCAAGAGAAACGGACUCUGCAACUUCCCGAGAGGCUAGAGCCGCCUCAUGACCUGGACCCACAAAUGAGGACCAAAACUAGACCCAGGUCGUACUCCAGCACUUCUAUUGAGGAGGCGAUGAAGAAAGCAGAGGAGCCGCCGACCCCUCCGCCUCGACCCCAGAAGACCCACUCCAGAGCCUCGUCGCUGGACCUCAACAAGCUCUUCCAGCAGGGCGCUCCAGGUGUAAAAAGUGGAUGGUUGCCUCCUCCUCCAGCCCUCCCUCCUAGACCGACAACUUCACAGGUUUCUCAUUUUAUCAGCGUCUCAGAGAAAACUCAGCAGAAUAAAGUGCAGCAGCCAAACUUUGCUGACUUCAGUCACUUCAGAGAAGAGGAGGAGAGUGGCGUGAAACCGGAGGAACAGGGUCCGCGCUCCAGAUUUGGUCGAAGCACCGAAGACUUGACAAAUGCUUCAAAACAGGACAUGAUCGUAGUUCCUCACAGUCAGGCACCACAGAAACCAGUCCGCAGGAAAUACCACCCAGAGAGCCAGAACCUGGAGACCGUCCCUCCACCUGCCAUGCCGUUCCCGACCCCCACCAAACCUGCUCAAAAGCUGCUGUCCAAACAGAAGAGGGAGAUCCAGAUGGCGAUCCGCAAAAACAAGGAAACCAACGCAGUGUUGACGCGCCUCAACAGCGAGCUGCAACAGCAACUCAAGGUGGUUCACCAGGAGAGGGUCACCUUGGAGUCCCAGCUGGAGCUCCUGCGGCCCCUGGCCUCCACGUGACUGAGCCUGAAGUCUGGUUAGAGUCACUUUACAUUAAUGUCUCUAUAAAACAUGAAUAUUUGAGCCAAGAUACAGAAUGUCUUUUGUCAUGGAUGCAAAAUAAACGUAAAAAGGUUGACGACAGGGGCAAACAGGUAUGUCGCUCUUUUUUCGUUGUUGAACAACUCCAGUCCCACAUCAAAAUGUCACUGUGUUACUUUUUAAUAAUGUUCUGCAGGAUUCAACCAUGCUUUUUUAAAAAUAAUUGUAUGACAUGCACAUGUAAAAUACUCUUAUUCACUGUGACAUUCUAACUUAUUUUUCUCUUAUUAUUUACUGUCUCUCUCACCCAGGAGUCUUACUUUGCUUACAGUGCGUCUGACAUAUUUUUGUGCACACAUUGCCAUGACUCAGAUACAUGUUUCCUGUAUGUUACAUGUUCUGUGUUAAUGAUGGGAGCUAAAAUACUCCCAGUUUUUCUCAGUCUAUGUAAACAGUGCAUUUAAUGUGUAUCCAUGUGUGGUCUAAAGCAAGUAAUGGUGCUACAGAUUAGUUAAUGAGUCCGAUUACUUUUUGCACUUAAAGUUUAGGGAGAAAAGGUUGUACUUAAGGUUUGAAAAAGCUGCAUUAGAUAUGAGCUGGAUUUUGUUUAGCUACAGAUUCCUGCACACGAGAUUUGACUGUUGUCACACUGUAGCACUGGCACACGAGGCCGUCGGGACACUGAAGAAUGUUGACACUGGAUUUGUUUAAAAUAUGGGCAUUUUACUUGAAAUUUUGCUCCAUCUUUAUUGUAAGCACUGUCUGACUUGAUUUUUUUUUUAAACCUGUUUAUGUUUAUUAUCAUAUGAAUCUCUCUCUGUUAUCUCUGCACUGCAAGUUUAUUUAAAAAAAAUAAAAAUCAGGGCCGUUAAAUAGUCCAGAAAAGAAAAAAAGCACAAUAUCCCUCUAAUGUUUUGCGAGAUAGAUUUCAAAACAUCUAACAUCAGAUGUGGUUUUGAUUUUAUCUAUGCAAAGAUGUGGUGCUGCUUAAGCUUGCUUUAGACCAUUUAUCAUCAGGAACAAUCAGGAUGUGUGGAGGAAAAAAUGAAGUGGUUAAAAUACACGAUGGCAUGCUUGAUUCUGCACGUUUGCUAAAAUGAUGUGAGCAUUGGACUGUAAACUCACCUUAAAUCAUGCACAACUACUGAGCUCUGGGCUGAAGACAAUAAUCAAACUAAUCAAUAAAGUUGUCUAUUUUUA
Molecule: messenger RNA, 3421 nt
Organism: Plectropomus leopardus (leopard coralgrouper)
Lineage: Eukaryota; Metazoa; Chordata; Actinopteri; Perciformes; Serranidae
Gene: reps2
Product: RALBP1 associated Eps domain containing 2
Biological process (GO): endocytosis; endosomal transport
Cellular component (GO): cytoplasm; plasma membrane
Molecular function (GO): calcium ion binding; protein binding
Source: RefSeq, a predicted model, not a curated record